UCUUUCUGAUUUUUAUUUAAUAUGUAUUGUUGACUUUUUGGUUUCAGUAGUCAAAAUGUAUGUACUAAAUAAUUGUGAUUAGAAUUUGUAAGGGGAGAUUUUAUUUUGUGAGGGAAGAUGGUGUUUGGUAGGAAUGAGAGGGUGCAGUUUAGUAAAAUAUAUUCAUUUUCGUGUUUUCGGCCUUCCACGAGCGAUGAACACGGACAGAUUGGGCAAAAAGGUUACUCUAGAGUUGUGUAUUGUAAUGAUCCUGAUAAUCCUGAGGCGGCUCAGUUAAGGUAUCGGGGUAAUUAUGUGUCUACGACUAAGUAUACGGCGGUUAAUUUUAUACCUAAGAGUUUGUUUGAGCAGUUUAGGCGUGUUGCAAAUAUUUACUUUCUUGUUGUAGCUUGUGUUUCGUUUAGUCCGUUGGCACCUUUUAGAGCUUCCAGUAUUCUUUUUCCUUUGCUGUUGGUGAUUGGUGUGACUAUGGCAAAGGAAGGCGUGGAAGAUUGGAGACGUCGGAAACAGGACAUAAAGGCCAACAACCGAAAGAUCCAAGUUUACAGAGAUCAUUCUUUUACUGAAACUAAAUGGAAAAAUUUGCGUGUUGGUGAUGUUGUUAAGGUCUACAAAGAUGAAUAUUUUCCAGCAGAUCUUCUUUUGCUUUCAUCAAGCUACCCAGAUGGGAUUUGUUAUGUUGAGACUAUGAAUCUGGAUGGAGAAACUAAUCUGAAGUUGAAGCAUGCAUUUGAUGUCACCGCUUCCUUACAUGAUGACAAUUCCUUAGACCAAUUCAAGGCAGUAGUCAAGUGUGAGGAUCCAAAUGAAGAUCUGUAUUCAUUUGUUGGAAGCUUGGACUACAAUAAGCAGCAGUAUCCGCUUUCACUUCAGCAGAUUCUGUUAAGAGAUUCCAAAUUAAGGAAUACCGAGUAUAUUUAUGGAGUGGUCAUUUUCACGGGGCAUGAUACUAAGGUUAUGCAGAAUGCUACAGACCCUCCUUCUAAAAGAAGUAAGAUAGAGAAGAGAAUGGACAAGAUAAUUUACGUCCUCUUCAGCACUUUGGUUUCAAUCUCUUUUAUUGGGUCUAUAUUUUUUGGGAUAAGAACAGAUAGAGACUUAGACAAUGGGAGUUAUAGAAGGUGGUAUCUUGAACCAAGUCGCACGACUGCUCUUUAUGAUCCUAAAAGACCCCUACUAGCUGCUUUGUUACAUUUCUUGACAGGCCUAAUGUUGUAUGGAUAUUUAAUUCCAAUAUCAUUGUAUGUUUCCAUUGAGAUGGUAAAGGUGUUGCAGAGCAUAUUCAUAAAUCAAGAUCAAGAUAUGUACCAUGAAGAAACAAACAGACCAGCCCGUGCUAGAACAUCAAAUUUGAAUGAAGAAUUGGGACAGGUUGACACAGUUUUGUCUGACAAGACGGGUACCUUAACGUGCAACUCAAUGGAGUUUGUUAAAUGUUCAAUAGCAGGUGUUGCUUAUGGUCGUGGCAUGACAGAGGUGGAAUUGGCUCUGGCAAAAAGGAAAAAUGUUGAGCAGCCUGAUAUUGGUAAUACCUCAAAUGUAUCAGAUGGUGAUAUUGUGAGCUCAGGCAAAUCAAUUAAAGGUUUCAACUUCAGAGAUGAGCGGAUUAUGAAUGGGCAAUGGGUUAAUGAACCUCAUUCGGAUAUCAUACAAAAGUUCUUUCGAGUGUUAGCCAUCUGCCAUACAGCUAUACCUGAAGUCGACAAGGACACAGGUGAACUUUCAUAUGAAGCCGAGUCACCAGAUGAAGCUGCCUUUGUCAUAGCUGCCAGGGAACUUGGUUUCGAGUUCUUUCAAAGGACACAAACAAGCAUCUCUUUGCAUGAAUGUGAGAAUGACAAAAAGGUUGACAGAUCGUAUGAGCUGCUUAAUAUGAUAGAGUUCAGCAGUUCUCGUAAGAGAAUGUCAGUGAUUAUUAGAAAUGCAGAGAAUCAACUCCUUUUACUAUGCAAGGGUGCUGACAGUGUUAUGUUUGAAAGACUCUCCAAAGAUAGUCAACCGUUUGAAGAUCAGACAAAGAAUCAUAUCAACAAGUAUGCCGAGGCAGGUUUACGAACUUUGGUAGUUGCAUAUCGUCCUCUCAAUGAAGAAGAGUAUAAUGUGUGGCAAGAAGAAUUCUUAAAAGCCAAAACUUCAGUCUCGCUUGACCGGGACGAUUUGGUAGAUGCCGCUGCUGAGAAGAUUGAAAGAGAUUUGAUUUUACUCGGUGCUACAGCAGUUGAGGAUAAAUUGCAAAAGGGGGUUCCUGAAUGCAUAGAGAAACUUGCAAGUGCUGGGAUUAAGAUAUGGGUCUUAACAGGAGAUAAGAUGGAGACUGCAAUAAAUAUAGGGUAUGCUUGUAGUUUGCUUGUCCAGGGAAUGAAGCAAAUUGUGAUCACAUUAGAUUCUCCUGAUAUACAUGCUUUAGAAAAGCUAAACGACAGGGAGGCUAUCUCUAAGGCAUCUAGGGAAAGCAUAAAAAAGCAAUUACGAGAAGGAAGAUCACAGCUUGAUUCAGCUAAAAAUAGCUCUUCCUUGUUUGCUUUAAUAAUUGAUGGGAGAUCGUUGACUUAUGCUCUCGAGCAAAAUCUGGAAAGCUCAUUUUUGGAAGUUGCAGUUGGUUGCUCAUCUGUCAUUUGCUGCCGGUCCUCCCCUAAACAAAAAGCUCUUGUUACUAAGAUGGUAAAAGAAGGAACUGGAAAGACGACAUUGGCAAUCGGUGAUGGGGCAAAUGAUGUUGGGAUGCUUCAAGAAGCUGAUAUUGGAGUUGGAAUAAGUGGCGCAGAAGGAAUGCAGGCUGUGAUGGCAAGUGAUUUUGCAAUAGCUCAAUUUCGUUUUCUAGAACGCUUGUUGUUGGUACAUGGACAUUGGUGCUAUAGGCGAAUAGCUAUGAUGAUAUGCUACUUCUUUUACAAAAAUAUUACUUUCGGGUUUACUCUUUUUUGGUUUGAGGCCCAUGCUGCUUUCUCUGGGCAACCUGCUUACAAUGAUUGGUACAUGUCGUUUUACAAUGUUUUCUUCACUUCACUUCCUGUCAUCGCUCUUGGUGUUUUUGAUCAAGAUGUGUCUGCACGACUUUGUCUUAAGUACCCAAUGCUGUAUCAAGAGGGAGUGCAGAACAUUCUCUUCAACUGGCCAAGAAUACUUGGAUGGAUGUCCAAUGGGCUUCUCAGUUCCAUGAUCAUCUUCUUCAUUUGCAAGAACUCCACAAUCCACCAAGCUUUCCGUGAAGAUGGCCACGUCAUUGACUAUGAAAUUCUUGGAGUCAUAAUGUACACAUGCGUCGUGUGGACGGUCAACUGCCAGAUGGCAUUAUCAAUCAACUACUUCACUUGGAUCCAACAUUUCUUCAUUUGGGGCAGUAUUGUCUCUUGGCACGUAUUUUUAGUCAUAUACGGGUACUUAAAUCCGGAAUGGUCCACAACAGCUUAUCGGGUUUUCGUGGAAGCGUGUGCCCCUAGCCCAUUUUAUUGGAUGGCCACCAUCUUGGUGGUCGUUUCAACACUAUUACCUUAUUUUUUCUAUAGAGCAUUUCAAACACGGUUUCAUCCAAUGUACCAUGAUGAAAUUCAAAGGAGACGGUCAGAAGGGUGCGAGAUUGAGACUUCUGGUGAGUUACCAGGAAGGGUAAAAAACAAAAUGGAACAUUUAAGUGAGAGGAUGAAGCUUAGCCACAGGGAAAUAUAGAGUAGUGUUUGGUGUGUUUACUUGUGAGAAUCACAAACAUAACCUCCUUUGUAUGUUUGGGGAUAGAAAGAAUGUAACAUGUGUAUGUAAAUGCCUAGGGUAUAUAUAUAUAUAUAUAUAUUAGUUGUAAUUAAUGUGAUCCAUGUUUUUCACUAAAAGCAGUGGUCAUGGAUUCAUGUC
Molecule: messenger RNA, 3846 nt
Organism: Erigeron canadensis
Lineage: Eukaryota; Viridiplantae; Streptophyta; Magnoliopsida; Asterales; Asteraceae
Product: probable phospholipid-transporting ATPase 8
Biological process (GO): phospholipid translocation
Cellular component (GO): plasma membrane
Molecular function (GO): ATP hydrolysis activity; ATP binding; ATPase-coupled intramembrane lipid carrier activity
Source: RefSeq, a predicted model, not a curated record